Molecule: messenger RNA, 1886 nt
Organism: Zootoca vivipara (common lizard)
Lineage: Eukaryota; Metazoa; Chordata; Lepidosauria; Squamata; Lacertidae
Source: RefSeq, a predicted model, not a curated record
AGCUGUCCUUUGUCAACAACAAAUUGCCGCUGUUUUUUGUGUUGAAUAUAUGCUAUAUGGUAAUUUAUGGACCUAAUAGGUAUCUAAAGCCAUUUGCACAUAACAAAACAUGUAUUUUAUCAAAGUAAUUGUUGAACUGAAAUACAAUUAAGAGGAAAUAUAUUAAUAGUGAAAUUUGGGGGGGGGGGGCAAGAGAGUGGGGCCCUAAGCAAUAGCUUGUUUAGUUUAUACGUAAAUCUGGUCCUGCUGGUCCUGUUUGAGGUUUUCCUGAGGACAUCUGCGCGGCCUCUAGGAUAACAGUCUGCUGGACUGGAUGGGCCUUUGGCCCAACCCAUCAGACUCUCCUUGUCAAUGUAAUGUUGCAGUGUAUCCUCAGGGCCUAAGAGGAGUGCUCCUGUUUACAGCUGCAACCAGCCCGGAACCCUUAUAGGGGAGAUUUUCUUCUUCUCCCUUAUGCAGCCCUAUUUCCCUUGGUGUGUUGUAGUAUCUCAGAUGUUGGACUACCGUUCCCAAGAUCUCUGACCAUUGGGCAUGCUGGCUGGGGCUGAUGGGAAUUGUAGGUUGGGGACUCAAGGUUGGAAAAGGCUGUGCUAGAGGACUGCCAAUGCAACUGGACAUUUUAUGGCUGUGUGUGGGAAAGGGCACACAGUUCUGGAGAGGAUAUACUGUAACUCCUUUUUCUUAUAGUGCCCCGUUAUAGAAGGGAUGGGUGCGACCCUGGUUCUCCAGAUGUUGCUAGGCUCCAGUUCAGAUGAUGAUCGCAAAAUCUGGGCAAUGGGCAAGAACAAGGCAAAAAGUCAGAAGCCGAUGAAUGUAUUCCAUGUGGCCAACAAGAAAAUUGCAAAGGUUAAAAGGAAAGCAAAGCCCGUGACGACAAAUCUAAAAAAGAUUAAUAUUGUGAACGAUGAAAAGGUUAACAUGGUGAAUAAGGUAUUUACAGAAGUACAGAAAGAAGUUAAACAAUUGUCCAAAGCCAUUUCAUCAGACUCUCCAAAGAGCUGUCAGAUUCCAAAAGCUCUGGAAGGUGAACCAGCCAACGUGGAUGCUGCUGCUGACUUGCUGUCCCAAUUGUAGUACCAAAUAGUAUGAAGCGGAAGGGACAGCUCACAACCAGCUUAUACAAUUUGGAAAAAGCAACUGGAACGCCUCUGAUGGAAUCAAAGAGACAUGAGAUGCGAUGGUCUUCAGGCAACAACAGAGAUGUCGCACAAGUUAUUUAAGAUGAAGACUCCCAUUCAUAUGGUGCACGUAUAGAUCAGGGCAAAGUCAUUUUUCUGAACAGGUGGUCUAAAAUUGUGGGACUCUGAAACAGCAAGUGCACUGAAGUGAAGCAACAAUUUUUAAAUAAGCGUAUCAACCACAGUUAUAAAAUUAAAUUCUUUGUUGGCUUGUUAAUGGAAUGCAACAAGGUUACAAAGAAAGCAGUUGUUGAAUUUGCUUGCUUCAUUCGGAAAAAAGAUUGCGGAAGCAGGGUGGCAUAAUAGCAGGGCUAUGAAGAAUAGUUGGACCGCUGAGAACAUUUUUUUUAUAUUUACAGCUGAAGUGCAAAACCAUUUCAUCUAGAUGCUAAAGAUCAGAAAUAUGUUUGAGAGAAAACUUAAUCAAAAAUGAAGCUUAAUUAUUAUAGGGGAUAGUGGGACAACCUAAAGCUGAUUUGGUGGUGGAAAGCCCCCACAUCCUCCUAAUUCAUGGGCAAAUUCAAAAGGGAAAAACACUAUAUAUGGCAUUUGAGAAAUUUGUGGGGAAAGCUUUGGACCAGGCAUGCUGCUGGUACAGACUCCUUGUACACAAUUUGGCAGAGCAAAGAUUUAUUUUGCAAUGCAGUUCAUACACCACUGGCAAUUAUUAGUGUUGGAAUGUGACCUCAGGCAGAGUCUGCUCAGGCA